AUGAAUAAUCUACAAUGCCUGAAUUAAAACAUUGUCAAUCCACUUGAUAAUUAUAUCAUAGGUGUAUAAAUUAAUAUAUAUAGAGUAGUCCAUUGGUAAGGGAACCUUUGGUAAAGUUUAUAGAGGUCUUCAUAAACCUACUCAAUAAUUUGUGGCCAUAAAAAUUCUUGAGAAAAGCAGAAUUGAAUAACCUGCAGAUUUCACAAGAAUAUAAAGAGAAAUUCAUAUUCUUCGUAAACUUCGCCAUCCAAAUAUUGUUCAAUUAUACGAAAUUCUUGAAUCAGAAACUAAAAUUUAUCUAAUUAUGGAGUUUGUAAGUGGAGGUGAACUAUUUCAGCAUAUUGUCAAAAAUAAGCGACUUUCAGAGAGUUAAGCUGCUGCACUCUUUUCAUAAAUCAUUGAAGCCAUAGAAUAUUUGCAUUCUCUAAAAAUUGCUCAUAGAGAUCUUAAACCUGAAAAUCUACUCUUAGACAAAGACACUUUAAAAGUAGUUGACUUUGGUCUUAGUAAUAUCUAUACUGAUCUACUUUCUACUCCAUGUGGCUCUCCUUGUUAUGCUGCUCCAGAAAUGGUUUCUGGCAUCUCAUAUUCAGGUAUAAAGACCGAUAUUUGGGCUAGUGGCAUAAUCUUAUAUGCCAUGUUAUGUGGAUAUGUACCUUUUGAAGACUCAAAUACAAGAAAACUUUAUGAUAAGAUCAAGCAUUCCGAUUUUCAAAGACCUUCUCAUCUAAGCCCUUAAGUUAUUGAUUUAUUAUAAGGAUUAUUGAAUAAGAAUCCCUAAAAUAGGUUAAACAUUCCUAAAAUUAAAAUGCAUCCCUUUAUCAGGUAAUACCAUUUUAAUAUUUUAAAAGUCAAUAUUCAUAUUCCGUUUAAAUUCAUCGCACCUUAGCUAUCAAUCCAAACAUAAUAAAAUAGUUAUAAAACAUUGGAAUUGAUAGUUAAAAAUGUAAAGAAAUGAUCAUCAAUAACAAACACAAUCCUAUUACUACUACUUAUCAUCUUUUAAAUAAAUAUUAAAAGCCAACUUUACAAACUUAAAGAGUCCGAACUCAUUAGAGUAUUAAAUCAGUUAUUGAUAAACCAGGUAAUUCAAUUGAACGAAGACCUAAUUCAAGCAUUUAUCAUAAUAAAACUAAAUCAUAGGAAAACAAUUACACUACUACUAUGCAUAUGAAUCGAGAAUACAACAAUCGUAUUUCAGAAAGACCUAAAUCAACUGAAAGAAGACUGUGCACCGAAAUUGAUAGGUGGGAACGUAUUAAGACUUAAAAUGAGACAAAAGAAAAUUCUCAAAGAAAAACUCAUAUGUCAAAACCUAGUAAAUCACCAGUUUUGUAUGCCGAAUAUAAGUUGAAAACAGCAAGAAUUAUGUGAUUAAUAUAUAUAUAUAAUAAAUGAAGAAUUAAAUUUCUAGUUUUAUACUCAAGACUUACAACAUUUUAGAAGUAUCCAAGAUCACUAAAUUAGAAUAAUAUGUAUGAAGACAUUGUUAGUUGGAAUCAAGAUGGGCUAUCUUUUACAGUCAAAAAUAUAAGUCAAUUCUCAUCGAUUGUUCUACCCAUUCACUUCAAGCAUUAAAAUUUCUCUUCCUUUAUUAGAUAGGUAGUUCUUGGUAUUACAUUAAGUUAAACAUGUAUGAUUUUCAUAAAACAAGAGGAGGAAGUGUCAAUGAAUUCAAAAAUGAAUAUUUCCAAAAAGGCAGAAAGUAUAAACCAAAUUAAUUAGGGAUCUACUUCAUUAAAUUAAGCGGAAAGCACAUAAUGAACUUAUACCACUUAGCUAGCCUGUGCAACAUGAUUCUUCUGAUUAACUCAAUUAAGUAACAACUAUAAAUUUAUUAUUAAAUUCUAGAUCUCCCAAAAAUGUGAUUAUUGGCAUAACCUUUGCUCCUCACUUCUUGAAAGAAAUCAUAGAGUUAUCAAAGAUAAUAAAACUCUCUAAAAAGUACUAACUAGUCAUAGUAAACUCUAUCUUUAAGAUGAAAUUAAGCACCAAGAAUAAUUGUGUAUUACAAAUGAAGAACUAACUAAUAAUGUUUAAUGAAAAUAUCUAAGUUUUUAUAAUUAAAUUUGUAUAAAUACAAAAUUUUUACUAUUAAUCUUUUUAUGUUCUACAAACAUUUUUUUCAAACUUAUAAAGUUUUAAAGAUAUUUUUGAUAUUUAUGAAAUCAAGAAAAUUUUCAGCCUAUAAAACUUUUUACAACUCUGA
Molecule: messenger RNA, 2209 nt
Organism: Paramecium sonneborni
Lineage: Eukaryota; Ciliophora; Oligohymenophorea; Peniculida; Parameciidae
Source: the annotation of a GenBank genome assembly